AUGUCGGCAACAGCUCCAUCGCUCUUUUCGCUCAGCGGCAAGACCGCCAUCGUCACUGGAGGGACAAGAGGCAUUGGCCAGGCUAUGGCUCUUGCACUUGCCGAGGCAGGUGCUAACAUUGUCUUGAUCCAGAGAGACGAGUCCAACACAUCAACCCGCGAUGAGAUUAUAAAUCGCAUCGGUCGAGAGGCUUGGAUCCACGUGGCAGAAUUGUCCAAUCGAGAUGCAAUCAAAGGGAUUAUUCCGGCUUUGACGAGUCAGGGCAUCAAACCAGAGAUUCUGCUUAACUGUGCCGGUAUCCAGAGGCGACAUCCGAGUGAGAAAUUCCCAGAUGAGGACUGGGAUGAGGUCCUGCAAGUUAACUUGACGUCUGUCUUCACUUUGUGUCGUGAGUUUGGAGCUUAUCUUCUUGAUCGGGAUGCUUCCGAAUUCCCAUCCGGACGACGUGGUUCCAUCAUCAAUGUCGCAUCGCUCCUAUCGUUCCAGGGUGGCAUCACCGUGCCAGCAUAUGCAGCAUCCAAGGGCGGCGUUUCACAAUUGACCAAGGCUCUUUCCAAUGAGUGGAUAUCCAAGGGGAUCAACGUCAAUGCGAUCGCCCCCGGAUACAUCGCGACCGAUAUGAACGAGGCCUUGAUCAAUGACAAUAACCGCAAUGCGGGCAUCAUGGCCCGAAUCCCUGCUGGCAGAUGGGGUAAGCCCGAAGACUUCAAGGGAGUGGUCGUAUUCCUGGCCAGUCAGGCCAGUAGCUACGUUUCAGGUGAAGUGAUUUGUGUCGAUGGCGGUUGGAUGGGACGAUGA
Messenger RNA from Aspergillus tanneri, 798 nucleotides. Its product is annotated as putative 2-deoxy-D-gluconate 3-dehydrogenase. The transcript is spliced from 3 exons. NCBI's taxonomy places the organism in Eukaryota, Fungi, Ascomycota, Eurotiomycetes, Eurotiales, Aspergillaceae. Gene Ontology annotation, molecular function: oxidoreductase activity, acting on the CH-OH group of donors, NAD or NADP as acceptor. The record is from RefSeq and is a predicted model, not a curated record. Bases 1 to 798 code for a protein of 265 amino acids.